AUGUCGAAGCGAGGACGCGGAGGAUCAGCGGGUAACAAGUUCAGGAUGUCUCUGGGUCUUCCAGUGCCUGCGACGGUGAAUUGCGCCGACAACACCGGGGUAAAGAACCUCUACAUCAUUUCAGUGAAGGGAAUGAAGGGUAGGCUCAACCGUCUCCCUUCUGCUUCUGUCGGUGACAUGGUUAUGGCCACCGUCAAGAAGGGUAAGCUCGAUCUCAGGAAGAAAGUCAUGCCCGCAGUCAUUGUCCGCCAGCGCAAGCCAUGGCGCCAAAAGGACGGUGUCUACAUGUACUUUGAAGAUAAUGCUGGAGUGAUUGUUAAUCCCAAGGGAAAAAUGAAAGGUUCUGCAAUCAGUGGUCCCAUUGGAAAGGAGUGUGAUGAUCUUUGGCCUAGGAUUGCGAGUGUUGCCAAUGCGAUUGUUUAA
Oldenlandia corymbosa var. corymbosa is the source of this 423-nucleotide messenger RNA. The record is from the annotation of a GenBank genome assembly. Lineage: Eukaryota; Viridiplantae; Streptophyta; Magnoliopsida; Gentianales; Rubiaceae.